AUGGAUCCGAGCUACAAAGCUCGCAAGGAGGCAUUCGUGUCAAACCUUGCGGGAAGCACAAUUCUCGAAAUCAAUGCAGUCACUCUCGUUGCCUCGACAUCUGUCCUUCUCUGGUCAGCACUUCAAUCGAGAUUGUCUUUCUUCACACCUUAUGGCCCCGCGGCACUUGUAACGGAUUUCCUCCUCAAUGUUCUCGCCAUCUUGUUCGCGACAACAGCAUACUCCUCGGCACCGCUCCUGCUGAAUAUCUUCCUCAUCUCCCCCGCCGUGCUUCUGUUCCUCACCAAGUCGGGCGCUCGCACUCCUCCCAAAGCCAAAGCACUCCGCAAAUCCAAAUCCAAACAUGAAAGCUCCCAGGAAGAAUCCCUGUCACUACCGGUUCACCCAUUCUUGACGACAUAUCGCGCAGCCAUGAUGAUUGUGACAUGUGUUGCUAUCUUGGCUGUCGACUUCCGCGCAUUCCCCCGCCGCUUCGCCAAGGUGGAGAAUUGGGGGACCUCCCUGAUGGAUUUGGGCGUUGGAUCUUUCGUUUUCUCCGCCGGAGUGGUUUCUGCGCGAGCAGUUCUGAAGGGCCGCAAUUCGAAAUCCCCAAAGGUGGCUUUGUAUAAGAGAUUGAUUGGUUCAGCUCGUCACUCCAUUCCUUUACUUCUGCUGGGCCUCAUCCGCCUGUGGAGCGUCAAGGGCUUGGACUAUGCAGAACAUGUGACGGAAUAUGGUGUCCACUGGAACUUCUUCUUCACACUUGGCUUUUUGCCUCCUUUUGUGGAGCUGUUCGAUUCGUUGUUGACAUUGAUUCCAUCGUACGAGGUGCUUGCACUUGGUACUGCUGUCCUUUAUCAAGUUGCUUUAGAGUCGACCGAUCUCAAGGGAUACAUCCUCGUGUCUCCUCGUGGACCAGAUUUGCUCUCCAAGAACCGUGAGGGUGUCUUCUCUUUUAUUGGGUACUUUGCAAUCUUCCUCGCCGGACGUGCUGUAGGAAUCCGCAUUAUUCCUCGUGGAACAUCUGAAACCAAGUCGCCUCAGCAGGCACGGAGAUCUAUCCUGACAAGCUUGGUUCUGCAAGCUCUGUUCUGGGCAACCUUAUUCUUCUUCAACUCUACAUACGCCUUUGGCUAUGGUGCCAAUAUCCCUGUGUCGCGUCGGCUUGCCAACAUGCCUUAUGUUCUCUGGGUUUCAGCAUUCAACAGCGCGCAGCUGUUCCUCUUCUGUUUGACCGAGACCGUGUUCUUCCCAGCGGUCCACCGGGCCACUAACAAGGAAGGUGAAGCAGAGCAGACUUCCUUUGCGACCAGUCGUAUUCUGCAUGCCUUCAACCGAGGAGGCCUUGCCCUUUUCUUGAUUGCGAACUUGCUCACUGGAGCUGUGAAUUUGAGCGUUCCCACUCUGGAUCUCAAUACCCCACAGGCCAUGGGAAUUCUGAUUGUCUAUGCUGCAGUGCUCACUGGGGCUGCUUUAGGCAUGGAUAAAUACAACAUAAAGCUGAGUCUGUAA
This is a messenger RNA of Penicillium nucicola, 1491 nucleotides long. It is a transcript of the gene gwt1, whose product is annotated as putative GPI anchor biosynthesis protein Gwt1. The record is from RefSeq and is a predicted model, not a curated record. Gene Ontology annotation, cellular component: membrane; endoplasmic reticulum. The transcript has 2 exons. Bases 1 to 1491 code for a protein of 496 amino acids. Gene Ontology annotation, molecular function: glucosaminyl-phosphatidylinositol O-acyltransferase activity. Lineage: Eukaryota; Fungi; Ascomycota; Eurotiomycetes; Eurotiales; Aspergillaceae. Gene Ontology annotation, biological process: protein localization to plasma membrane; GPI anchor biosynthetic process.